AUGGGCUCGCCGCGCUGUGGGAAGCCGGUCCUGCGGCCGGGAGGCGGUGGCUGCCCCCCGCCGGUUGGCGAGGCGAGCGUCCGCCCCGAGCCGCGGGACCAGCAUCCCCCCGAGCCACCCAGCAACCCCCGAGCCGCGGGGCCAGCAUCCCCCCGAGCCGCGGGGCAGCAUCCCCCCGAGCCGCGGGGACAGCAUCCCCCCGAGCCGCGGGGCAGCAUCCCCCCGAGCCGCGGGGCGAGCACCUCCCGAGCCGCGGGGCAGCAUCCCCCCGAGCCACCCAGCAUCCCCCCGAGCCGCGGGGCGAGCACCUCCCGAGCCGCGGGGCCAGCAUCCCCCCGAGCCACCCAGCAUCCCCCCGAGCCGCGGGGCGAGCACCUCCCGAGCCGCGGGGCAGCAUCCCCCCGAGCCACCCAGCAUCCCCCCGAGCCGCGGGGCGAGCACCUCCCGAACCGCAGGGCAGCAUCCCCCCGAGCCGCCCAGCAUCCCUCGAGCCGCGGGACGAGCAUCCCCCGAAAAGCAGGUUCAGCAUCCCUCCCAGGAUGCGGGGUGAGCAUCCCCGGAGCCGGCGCAGCCGCUGCUGUCCCUUCCGCACCGAAUUUCCCUGCCCUGAAACGUUUCAGAGGUGCCGAGGGCGGAGAUCACCCCUAA
Chroicocephalus ridibundus (black-headed gull) is the source of this 648-nucleotide messenger RNA. Its product is annotated as splicing factor 3A subunit 2-like. The transcript has a single exon. The record is from RefSeq and is a predicted model, not a curated record. Lineage: Eukaryota; Metazoa; Chordata; Aves; Charadriiformes; Laridae. The coding region runs from base 1 to 648 and encodes 215 amino acids.